ACAGUGCUGGUGCGUAGAUGCAGAUGCCCUAUCAGCAACAGUGGAAGCAGCAAUAGCAAAUGCAAGUUUAUUCUAGUAAAUUCAGUAGAGUCACUAACUGUCAGGGCGUCUUCUUUUAUAGGAUGACUCUAAUUGCUCGACAAUUGGAUACCAUUUGCGUUACGAUGAACCACUAAUCUCGUCACUAAGGCCCGGAUGGUUCAAGACGAACAGAGCUAUCAGAAAAAUAACAAUCAUGGGACAAAAUGCAUCAUUAAGGGACAUUGAACCUGACGCAUUUAACGAUUGUACGUUUCGAAAAAUGACGGAGUUAGUGAUUAAGUAUACCGUCAUUCCGCUGCUGAAAAAAGGAGUGUUUGAAGGAGCAAGUAGUUUGAAAAAGUUGACUUUAGAUGAGAACGGUUUCAUGCGUACGAUUGAAGAAUCCACGCUAGAUCCGUUGUAUCAAUUGGAAGAAAUUAAGAUGAUCAAGCAGCCACAAUUCGAAAACUUAUUCAAUCUUACAGGAAGCACACAAUUGAAACAUGUGACCACAUUAACAUUGAAUUCGAACAAAUUUAUUUCAUCGAUCGAUGCAGAAACGUUUAAGGGAUGCAUCAGUGUUGAAUCAAUAAAUUUAAGUACUUCGUCAAUUGAGACGAUUGGAGUCGGUACAUUUGAUCACAUGGCUGCCACAAUUCGAUAUCUUGAUUUGAGGGACAAUAAGCUAACGCAUUUGCCUAGCAAUUUAUUGGCACCUCUAUCUCACCCAGACAUUGACAUUUUUUUGUCGAACAAUCCGUGGCAUUGUGAUUGUGAAUCUGUGGAGUUGCAGUUGUGGUCUACCAGUAAUUCAGGUGUGAUUGCUGAUUGGCCAUUGGUGUGCGACAUUCCAAAGGGAGAAAAUAUUAGUGACGUGGAUCUAAGCUCAUGUGAAGAAACAACUAUUGAACCAACUACAGAACCACCUACAGAACCACCCACAGAACCACCUACAGAACCACCCACAGAACCACCUACAGAACCACCUACCGAACCAACUACAGAACCAACUACAGAACCAACUGCAGAAGACAGUUCUGAAGAAACAUCUGACUCCACCACCGAAAGCUGGUCUACUACUUUACAACCGCCAUCCACAGAACCUUUGGAGUGUGUAAAUGAAAAACAUGUCCCUUCAGGCACUAUUCACCUAGGGAAGGUCUAUCAAUACUUUAAUAUAAAACAAGUAGAAAUGGGAGCAGUUUCGAUUGAAAUCACUGCGCCCGAUCAUAAUUCCUCUUUGUCAAUGGUGGUCAUAAACGACAAAGACGAUAUUCAAUGUCGAUACAAUGUCAGCCGACAAAUGACCUUCAACAAUUUGGAUUCGAAUGCAGCACAUCUCUUUUGUUUAAUAAGGAAAACGUCCGAGGCAACGUCUCCGCGAAACUGUUAUCCGUUUAACUUCGACGACACCAAAUCAAUUUGGGGUCACGAUGAAAUAAUAAUUGCUUUGGUUUGUUCAAUAGUCUUAUCGUUGGUCGUUGGUCUACUGUGUGGCUGGCUGUUGGAUCGUCGGUAUCAGCGAGUAUUUAAAGCAAAGGAGUUACUACAAUAUCAACCGUCAAGCAGAACAUCUUCAAGUAAAACUUCGACAGAGAUCGAAGAUUUCAACUCAUCCAUAACAACAUCCAACUACUUUGCUGGAAGGAAUGGUUCCGUUAAUCUAGGUGCUAACACGAAACGGUUGAGGCGUACGUAUUCUGACAAUAGCAUCGCCAGUUGUAAAAGCUACAUAACGGCAGUAGCUCCAUCGCCAUUCGAAAUCAUACAAUGGAAAUUACGUAAAAAUCCGGUUAAUUCUAACGACACCUAUCUUAAAGACUACGUGGAUAAGAAUGAAUAUGAUUGUUUGCCACCACCAUUACCACCAUAUCCCAAUCGGCGUAACAGCGAUAUUUAUGAAACAAUAGCUGAGCCAACUUAUAUAUGUCCAUCAUCAGGUGAAAUUGAUCCUUAUAGUCAAAUAACUUAUGCGUCACGUUAGGUAACUGUUAGUACCUACAUAUUCAAAAUGUAAGUCGAAGUGAUUGUUGAAUAAAGUGGUUAGUUCAUGGUAG
Molecule: messenger RNA, 2078 nt
Organism: Bradysia coprophila
Lineage: Eukaryota; Metazoa; Arthropoda; Insecta; Diptera; Sciaridae
Molecular function (GO): protein binding
Source: RefSeq, a predicted model, not a curated record